Molecule: messenger RNA, 1126 nt
Organism: Portunus trituberculatus (swimming crab)
Lineage: Eukaryota; Metazoa; Arthropoda; Malacostraca; Decapoda; Portunidae
Product: tRNA (guanine-N(7)-)-methyltransferase-like
Exons: 7
Coding region: 179-919 (246 amino acids)
Biological process (GO): RNA (guanine-N7)-methylation; tRNA methylation
Cellular component (GO): tRNA methyltransferase complex
Molecular function (GO): tRNA (guanine(46)-N7)-methyltransferase activity
Source: RefSeq, a predicted model, not a curated record
UGAGCAGCAUAUGGACAGUAAGCGCUGGCAACUCGCUACUCGUUACUCAGUGCUCACACCUCAUAGUGAACCACGCGGGGUCACUUGUUAACCUUUGCUGUUUCCUUAACGUCUUACUAAACAGCUCUUGCUCGUUCUCUCGUUAGUCCAGACGAGGUGACAAGAUCAGGCCAGUAAGAUGCCCAAACUGCCCCAGAAAAAGUAUUACCGGCAGAGAGCUCACUCCAAUCCCAUCGCGGACCACAACUUUGACUACCCAGUAUGUCCUGAUGAAAUGGACUGGAGUGCGCUGUACCCCAAACACUGCCAGGGAGGUAGUGACAAGAAAGUAGAGUUUGCAGACAUUGGCUGUGGCUAUGGGGGACUGCUAGUAUCUUUGGCUCAAGUAUUUCCCGAGACAUUGAUGCUGGGGAUGGAGAUACGAGUCAAGGUGUCAGACUUUGUAAUUGAUCGCAUCAAAGGUCUGCGGGAGGAGAAGCAGGAUGUGCCUGGAGGAUACCAGAAUAUUGCCUGCAUCAGGACCAAUGCAAUGAAGUACUUGCCAAACUAUUUUGAGAAAGGACAGCUGAGCAAAAUGUUCUUCCUGUUUCCUGAUCCUCACUUCAAGAGGGCAAAACAUAAAUGGAGGAUCAUUAACUCCUCACUUCUGGCUGAGUAUGCAUACGUCUUACGUCAAGGGGGUCUGGUGUACACAGUCACUGAUGUUAAGGAUCUUCAUGACUGGAUGGUUCAUCAUUUUACUGAACAUCCGUUAUUUGUUUGUGUGACGGAAGAUGAAUUGGUGGAUGACAAAGUAGUGGAGCACUUGUUUGACAGUUCUGAGGAGGGGCAGAAGGUGUCUCGUAAUAGUGGAGAGAAGUUUCUUGCAGUGUUCCGGAGAGUAAGUGGCCCUGUGCAAGCAGAUGCAAGAACGGAAUGAAUAUAUGAAGACGGAGAGUGUGGAGCUGAGGACAAGGACUAGAAAGAAAGGAAUGGUGGUCAGUAUGGAGGAUGCAGCUUGAGGACCAUUGUCAGUGGGAGAUGCUCAUGCUCAUAAUGACUGUGCCUCUCAAGAAGAUACUAUGAAAACUGUGUGCCCUGAAAAUGAAUGUAUGGAAUUUAGCAUGAAAAUAAAAGGAAAAAUUGA